This is a messenger RNA of Triplophysa dalaica, 561 nucleotides long. It is a transcript of the gene guca1g, whose product is annotated as guanylate cyclase activator 1g. Lineage: Eukaryota; Metazoa; Chordata; Actinopteri; Cypriniformes; Nemacheilidae. Gene Ontology annotation, cellular component: photoreceptor inner segment; cone photoreceptor outer segment. The coding region runs from base 1 to 561 and encodes 186 amino acids. The record is from RefSeq and is a predicted model, not a curated record. Gene Ontology annotation, molecular function: calcium sensitive guanylate cyclase activator activity; calcium ion binding. Gene Ontology annotation, biological process: visual perception. The transcript is spliced from 4 exons.
AUGGGUCAGAUUCAAAGCGAUGAAGGUGAAGAAGUGAGGCUCGCAGAUAUCCAGCCUCUUUACAUUGUGUUCAUGAGAGAGUGCCCGAGCGGAGCUCUGCAUCUUCACGAGUUCCGCAAAAUCUUUGGGAUUCAAAGCACAUCGGAGGACGAAGCGAUGUUCAUCGAAACAAUAUUCAGAUCCUUCGACACAAACAAGGAUGAUGUCAUAGACUUUAUGGAAUUCGUAGCAGCUGUCCAUCUGGUACUGAGAGGAAAACUAGAGGACAGAUUGAGGUGGUUUUUUAAAGUGUAUGACAGAGAUGAAAAUGGAAAGUUGGACAAACAAGAGGUCAAGCAUAUUAUAAAGAUUAUUUGUCAACUCAAGAGAAAGACACUUGAAAUGACACACCAUGAAAUUUGUGACAGGAUAUUUGAGCUUAUAGAUGAAAACAAAGAUGGUCAGAUAUCCCUGUCAGAGUUCUUGGAAGGUGUGCAAAAAGAUGCCUGGAUUAUGGACAUUCUAAAACUGGACAUUAAUGCAACUGGAUGGUUCAAUGAAAACUGUGGGAAAACAACAUGA